This is a messenger RNA of Loxodonta africana (African savanna elephant), 978 nucleotides long. RefSeq names its product pancreas associated transcription factor 1a (gene PTF1A). Gene Ontology annotation, molecular function: DNA-binding transcription factor activity, RNA polymerase II-specific; RNA polymerase II transcription regulatory region sequence-specific DNA binding; protein dimerization activity. Bases 1 to 978 code for a protein of 325 amino acids. Lineage: Eukaryota; Metazoa; Chordata; Mammalia; Proboscidea; Elephantidae. Gene Ontology annotation, biological process: regulation of transcription by RNA polymerase II; developmental process. The transcript is spliced from 2 exons. The record is from RefSeq and is a predicted model, not a curated record.
AUGGACUCGGUGCUGCUAGAACACUUCCCCGGGGGCCUGGACGCCUUCCCGUCCCCCUAUUUCGACGAGGAGGACUUCUUCACCGACCAGUCUUCUCGCGACCCUCUGGAGGACGGGGAUGAGCUGCUGGCGGACGAGCAGGCCGAGGUGGAGCUCCUCAGUCACCAGCUGCACGAGUACUGCUACCGCGACGGGGCGUGCCUGCUCCUGCAGUCGGCGCCCUCGGCGGCCCCGCACGCGCUGGCCCCGCCGCCCUCGGGGGUCUCGGGGGAGCUAGACGAAGGCGGCGCCUACUGCUGCGAGUCGGGGGCGCCCCCCGGCGGCUUCCCCUACUCGCCCGGCUCCCCGCCCUCGUGCCUGGCCUACCCGUGCGCCGGGGCAGCCGUGCUGUCCCCCGCGGGCCGGCUGCGCGGUUUGAGCGGGGCGGCGGCGGCGGCCGCGCGGCGGCGGCGACGAGUGCGCUCCGAGGCCGAGCUGCAGCAGCUGCGGCAGGCGGCCAACGUGCGCGAGCGGCGACGCAUGCAGUCCAUCAACGACGCCUUCGAGGGGCUGCGCUCGCACAUCCCCACGCUGCCCUACGAGAAGCGCCUCUCCAAGGUGGACACGCUGCGCCUAGCCAUCGGCUACAUCAACUUCCUCAGCGAGCUGGUGCAGGCCGACCUGCCCUUGCGCGGCGGCGGUGCGGGCGGCUGCCGGGGGCCCGGCGGCGGCGGGCGCCUGGGCGGGGACAGCCCGGGCAGCCAGGCCCAAAAGGUCAUCAUCUGCCAUCGGGGGACCCGGUCCCCUUCCCCCAGCGACCCGGAUUAUGGCCUCCCUCCCCUUGCAGGACACUCGCUGUCAUGGACAGAUGAAAAACAACUCAAAGAACAAAAUAUUAUCCGAACAGCCAAAGUAUGGACCCCAGAGGACCCCAGAAAACUCACCGGCAAAUCUUUCAACAACAUAGAAAACGAACCGCCCUUUGAGCUUGUGGCCUGA